Messenger RNA from Mycena indigotica, 1194 nucleotides. RefSeq lists its product as uncharacterized. Bases 40 to 1194 code for a protein of 384 amino acids. The transcript is spliced from 6 exons. Gene Ontology annotation, molecular function: nucleic acid binding. The record is from RefSeq and is a predicted model, not a curated record. NCBI's taxonomy places the organism in Eukaryota, Fungi, Basidiomycota, Agaricomycetes, Agaricales, Mycenaceae. Gene Ontology annotation, cellular component: nucleus.
UUCUUCCGUUCUCAAUCAACCAUCGUCUUUUGGCUUGCAAUGUCCACUCCGAUUGUUACUGGAUUCUAUCGAUACACAGACUGCUGGUUCACGUGGCCCGACCUGGUGCCCCAAUACAAAGAGGCGGUCAAAAGCGUUCUGGCGCACGAUUCUCUCGUCGAUUCAGGACACCCUCUACAUCCAGGGGUAGAAGGAAUCACUCUGACCCGCGGGGUUCUAAAAGAAAACGGAGAAGCAAGACUUUUGUUCACUUCCAAGCAGAUCGACUAUCUGAGAUAUUGGCUUCAUGAAAUGGGCCUCACUGAAGAGAUGGUCCCACUGCCUCACUCCGAUGCGCUGAUCAUGAAGGAUGAACUCGAGUCCGCAGAGCCCGUCUUCUUCAAAACAGGCGGCGAUCUUCGUGGCGCCGUGAAACAAAUCGAUAAGGAGAACAAACGCUCAAAGAAUGCACCCAACUCGCUGGCAAGUCUUCGUGUUGCUUUUGAGCGAACCCGUACAGCUUGGAAUGCGAAACGAGGCACGUGGAUUGCAAUUGACGUGGAGGACUGGGAGCUGGCGCACAAGGUUCUACUCGAGUUUGGAUAUUCUUUGAUCUACUUCGACGGAGAUAAAGAGCACAGCGAAGACGCUCACUUUACGUUCAGUUCGACGUUAUCAUGCCACAAUGGCCAGUAUGUCGCUGACAACCGACGUAACUAUGUAUUUGGGGAGACAACUGUGCUGCCCAAACCUGCUGCAUUCAAGCCAAAACUCGCGGAGCUAAUCCUUUCCUCCCAGAAACGAGGACCGGUAUUCCUUGUUUUCCACAACCACAGUCAGGAUAUCAAAUCGCUGGAGCAGCUGGAGGCCCCAAUUCAAAGUCUUGUCUACACACUUCCACUUGAAGCCCCAUCAGAAGGCCUUUUUGUGGUUGACACUCAAAACCUAUUCUCUGCUCUCAUUGGUAGUAGUCAGGGGAAUGGGCUGGCACAAGUAUGCAACCACCUAAGAAUUGAAAAAGCAAACAGCACAACACUCCAUAAUGCUGGCAAUGAUGCCAAGUUUACACUUACUGCAUUGCGGGCCAUGGUUGGUGAUGAGCCGCUCGAUGCCUUGCGUGAAAAGUUGUGGCCAAAUCGCACACCUGCAGGGCUGGAAGUAAAAUUCCAGCCGUGGGAGGAGGAUGCCGACUACUCAGACCAAGAGGGAAUGUAA